Debaryomyces fabryi is the source of this 318-nucleotide messenger RNA. RefSeq lists its product as uncharacterized. The record is from RefSeq and is a predicted model, not a curated record. The coding region runs from base 1 to 318 and encodes 105 amino acids. The transcript has a single exon. NCBI's taxonomy places the organism in Eukaryota, Fungi, Ascomycota, Pichiomycetes, Serinales, Debaryomycetaceae.
AUGAUACCAGCCACUAGAAGCAUAGCAUUGAAAUCGUUGGGAGCUUACAAAAAUGGGUUAAUUUCGUUGCACUUAAGUCAGGGUGUCAGGGCAUAUUCUAUCAAGACUAGCCUUAAACAACUAAACAAACGAAUAAAUAGAUUUGGAGAAGAGAGCACAAGAGAAUCAGAGAUUACUUUGAAGAUUCUUCGUAAGAUCGGAGGGGUUUCCGUGAUUGUUGUAUUAUGCCUGAUUCUCUGGGCUAGUACACUUGUUGAUAAUCCUGUCAGUGAACCCUUGCCAUUACCAGACUUAAGCAAAGAUGUAAGAGAUACCUAG